Messenger RNA from Ipomoea triloba (trilobed morning glory), 2490 nucleotides. RefSeq names its product protein SIEVE ELEMENT OCCLUSION B-like. The record is from RefSeq and is a predicted model, not a curated record. The coding region runs from base 64 to 2292 and encodes 742 amino acids. NCBI's taxonomy places the organism in Eukaryota, Viridiplantae, Streptophyta, Magnoliopsida, Solanales, Convolvulaceae. Gene Ontology annotation, biological process: phloem development. The transcript is spliced from 8 exons.
AUCUUUUUUGUUUUUCCAGAUCACAUUUAGCUUGGCUUUUUUUGUCAUUAAUUUCAAUUCAACAUGGCAAACUUUCAUAUUGACGAGAAUUCAUUGAUGGAGCUAGUUUGUGCAACUCAUAAUCCUGAUGACGGUAUAAACUUCAAUGCUAAUGUUGUUCUUAGUGCAAUUGAGAAAAUUCUCAACUUUGAAAAGGCCACUGAUAAAGAAGCCACCAAAGAGAUGCUACAGGAGUUUGAUCUCAAUUAUAGGGAGCUUUCAUUAAAAAUACAACACAUUUGUUUUGAGCUAACAUUCAAGUCAUUAAGCAUCAUAGAUGGACACCUUACCACAAUAUGUCUAUUAAGCACAUUAUCAGCGUAUUCAUGGGAGGCAAAGAUGGUGCUAAUGCUUGCAGCCUUUUCCAUUUGCAAUGGAAAACUCAACAUUUUUUCUCAACUACACUAUACGAAAGGGUUGGCAAAGCAAUUGGCAAUUGUCAUGCAAAUAACAAAUUCAACAACAUCUAAUGCCCCAAACCCAAUUGAUGAUUUGAUAAAGUGUGCCAUGGAUCUCACCAAAUGCAUUGUUGAGAUUAAUCAAUCAUCAUCAUAUUCUUUGUCCCAAUCAGUUAUUUCGGCAUUACCAAUGGCUAGCUAUUGGAUUGGUAGAAGCAUUGCUUGUAUUGUGGCCCAUUGUGCUUGUUUUCCUCUGAUAAAUAUCAAGUUUCAAAGUGAAAUGAACAUUAUAACGGUCGAGAUCAAAGAUAUACUCUCCUCUUGUUACCCAGCACUAGAAACGAAGAAAGCAGAGGAAUCUUAUAAAGCACUCAAAAGUGCUUUAUUUCACAACUCUUCUAAUAAAUUAGAAGUUUUAAAGCUAGUAUUAAAUGUCAUUGAUGAGAGUGAGAUUUCACUUUCUAGAAGGUUUUAUGAGGCCAAGAUAAGACUGCAGUUAGACACGGAAUUUGGAUUAAAUUUUUUUGAUGAUGAGAAUGCAAAAGUGGCUCUGCUACUAACAUCCGGCCUUGACAUCUCUAAUGAGAGGAUUCAGUUUCUCAAUAACUUUUACUUAGAUUCAAUGUCAACUCCAUUUAUUCUUUGGAUUCCAAUUGUGGACGAUCAUUUCCUGUGGUCGACUAAGCAAUAUAAAGAAUUUAGAGAUAAAAUGCAGUUUGCAAUGAUGGAUGACCCACAUAAAAGGAUUGCACGAAGCUUUACUAGAUUUGUGAAGGAGAAUCUCCUUCCUCACUUUCAGAUUGGAGAGGAGUCUAUUCUCAUUUCACUAGACCAACAAGGAAGGAUCAUUCAUACAAACGCAAUGCACAUGAUACAAACAUGGAGUCCUGAUUAUAUUGAAGAUAGAAAGUUGAAAGUUCAGGGACGAAAUAAUAUAAUCCCUUUCAUUAAAAAGGAGAUGAAAGAAAGGUCUCAAGGUCUUGAUAGUUUGAUAUUUGACAUUGACGAACAAAUAAGUCUAUUGGCACGUGAGGUUGAUGAUAAGAUAGAUGCUUGGACAAAUCAAAUUAACAAUAGGAUAAAUGAAUUGAGAGAGCACUCAAAUAUGUACACAAGUGAAAGAGAAAACGCUCUAUGGAAAAAAGAAAAAGAUUGGAGUCUUCGCCUUGUGGUUGGUGAAAUGGACAACGAAGUAACAUCUUGGAUUGAGAAAGAAAGGUGUAUUUUCUUAUAUGGAGGAAAUGACAUUAAAUGGGUUAGAGAAUUCACUUCCAAAGUACAUGAAGUAACCUUAAACACCGAGUCAGACAUAGAGUUGAUUUAUGUUGGAAAAAAUGAGAAAGUAAGAGCAAGCAUUGAUGAAGAACACCCGAGCUAUUUUUUAGAAAGUCCCUACCAUGCUUGGAGGUUUUGGACAAGGCUUCAAAGUGCGUUAUUGUCGCGAAUCAAUUACUUAAAUGCAGCUAAUUGUCACGGUGAUGAGUGCGACGAUGAAAUUGCACAAGGGUUUAAAAAAUUGUUGGGUUAUGAAUGUAAGGGUGCAACAAUGGAAGGAUGGACAUUGUUAGGCAAAGGGCAAAGGGUGAUUACAUGUGGGCAAGGAGCUAAAAUGUUGAGGGUCAUUAAUGAGUACGAGAAUUGGAAGGAAAACAUGUCCCUUAAAAGCUUUGAGCAAGCAUUCAAAGACUACUACAACAAGACGCUGCAUACUUCUUGUUCACCGAAUAGCCAUUCUUGUUGUGCUUUUGAAUACCCAAUCACCUUGAAAGAAAUUCCAAAGAAAGAGAAAUGUCCAGAGUGCUUUCAUGAUAUGCAAAAGUUGGUGACUUUUACAUGCUAUCAUGGUGACAAUUGAUUACAAGCAAAGAAUGAUGGAUGAGAAACUUCUGUAUGGCAAGCUAAGGAAUUCAAAGGCAAAUGAGCAGCUUGGAUGUGGUCCUCCAAUUACCAUCUUGUGAACCUAAUUACUUCAGAUUUUGGAUGUGAUCCUCCAAUUCGAGGUUUUGUUCCAUCUGAUUUGAUUUGGAUGAAGUAUUUACAGUUUAUUUUGUUG